AUGACCAUGCUCUGUUUUUUUCAAUAUUUCCGUAUGAACCCUACUCAAUACGAAAAUCUUCUUCAUCAAGUGGGACCGUACAUACAAAAGUCAUCCAAGAAGAGGGAGUCAAUUGGUCCAAGCGAACGUUUAAGCGUUACGCUACGUUAUAUAUUUACCGGUGAUGCACAAGUCACGAUAGCAGCUAGUUUUCGUAUAAGUCCCACCAGUAUUGGACAAAUUAUAAACGAAACAACUGUUGUAAUAUGGGAUGUUUUAAUGCCAUGUCCUGGAACAGAGGAACAAUGGAAGCAAAUCGCUAAUGAUUUUGAAAUGAAGUGGCAAUUUAAGCACUGA
Molecule: messenger RNA, 336 nt
Organism: Hydractinia symbiolongicarpus
Lineage: Eukaryota; Metazoa; Cnidaria; Hydrozoa; Anthoathecata; Hydractiniidae
Exons: 1
Coding region: 1-336 (111 amino acids)
Source: RefSeq, a predicted model, not a curated record